AUGUCGAGCAUCCAAAGUAUUUUGAUCCUGCUGGGAGUUUUCUGUGCGGUGCAGUCCCAGAAAUUGUUUGUGAAAGAGCUCCAUACACUACACCAGUGGACGAAUAUUAGUUCGAGCCACCAGUUCCUCCCCGUGGAUGUGGACAUCGAGUACGGAGAUGAGGGGAGGCACCGCACCUUCCUUACUAUUCCACGCCUGAGCCUGGAAACGCCCUUCACAUUAGCCACUGUGGUCGCCAGUGACAACGAGCUAUUGGAGAAUCCUCGCCUGGAGGCCUACCCCAGUGCAGAGUGGCAUAUUCUACCGAAUAACUGUUCCGGCCUCACCUCUGCCAUAAGAACCUUCAUCGAUGAAUGCUGGCGCCUUUGGGUGGUCGACUCGGGGCAGGUGAACUCGCUGCAGCUGUGUCCCCCUCAGAUUCUCACCUUCGAUUUGGUCAAGGAUGAGCUGGUGCAGCGGCACACAUUACCCCCACACGCGUACACGCCCAGCGUGUCGAUCUUCACGGCUCUUGUGGUGGAUCUGGUGGAGAGCGGGGCACCAAAUAAGUGCCUGGGUGGCAAGGCGUACGUAUCCGAUGCCUGGGGCUAUGGCCUGAUCGUCUACGACUCUCUCAGCGGCAAGUCGUGGCGCAUAGAGCACGAUUCGAUGAAGCCUGUGGAGCGCCUUACCCGCUCCAGCAACUCGCACGCGGGCAUAUUCACAGUAAGCUUGAGCCCUAGCGAAGCCGAAGAUCGAUUUUUGUACUUCCACACUCUGAAUGGCUUAAAUGAGGUCGCCAUUCCACUUUCUCUGGUCAAUAAUGAAACUGUUUGGCAGUCCGCUAACUCCAGCGAAGUCAAGGAUCAGUUCCGAGUACUCGGCACAAGAGGCAUUCAGUGCGAAUCGGAAGUUAUGGACAUCUCUGGCAAUCUGUACUGCAGUCUCAUUAGCUUGGGAGCUCUCAUUAGCUGGGAGGAGCACUCAAAUUACACGGCGGAUGACCUGCGGGUCGUGGCCUAUAACCCGCAAAAGAUUAAGUUCGUCACUGGCCUCAAGAUCAACCGAAACUCCAAAGGCGAGGAGGAGCUCUGGGCCCUGAGCAGCGAGCCGAAACUUUUUGUCGGUGGCACAUUGCGGGAGAAUGAGGUCGAGUUCCAGAUAAUUGGCUGUCGCACCGCUGACCUGCUUGCCAAUACUCCGUGUACGGUGGGGGCUGCGGAGACCACGCCCACGCUCACGCAAGUUUAG
Molecule: messenger RNA, 1230 nt
Organism: Drosophila persimilis
Lineage: Eukaryota; Metazoa; Arthropoda; Insecta; Diptera; Drosophilidae
Gene: yellow-e3
Product: protein yellow
Exons: 3
Coding region: 1-1230 (409 amino acids)
Cellular component (GO): extracellular region
Source: RefSeq, a predicted model, not a curated record